This is a messenger RNA of Lytechinus pictus (painted urchin), 7712 nucleotides long. Its product is annotated as inner centromere protein-like. Bases 778 to 3885 code for a protein of 1035 amino acids. The record is from RefSeq and is a predicted model, not a curated record. Gene Ontology annotation, biological process: intraciliary transport. The transcript is spliced from 10 exons. Gene Ontology annotation, cellular component: axoneme. NCBI's taxonomy places the organism in Eukaryota, Metazoa, Echinodermata, Echinoidea, Temnopleuroida, Toxopneustidae.
GAUGCUCUGUCGAUAUGUUUUCAAGGUUGACCACUCCCCGUGGCUAGCCGCAUAGCGAUCGAGCAGAUCUUCGCUGCUGUUUCUAUUUUAGUGGACAAAAAUAAAAUUGAGUGAUUUUCGGAGCGUUUACUUACCUUAUUGACUUUUGGAAACGUCUUUAGAAGCUUUGGAUGUCAAAGAAUCAUAUUGCUCGUAUGUGGAAUGGUGUUUUGUGCAGAUUGAUGAAAUUAUUGUGAGUUGUUUUUUGCUCAAAUUGGUUUACUCAAUUUCCAGUCUUCCCCGGUCGCUGCAAAUGUGAAUUGUUCCGUGUACGUUUCCGGUUGAGCGAUUAAGUCACAAAGUGGAUAUGGAUGGAUUUUUUUUUUGAUUUGCAGAUGGGCUAAUCAUGCUCUGAUUUGAAAAGAACUACAGACAUAAUGCUGCUUUGCCAUGAAUAUUUUUAAUACCCCUCUCCUUGUUGUAUUUAAUUAAACUGAGCUGAGACUGAGUUAUAAUAUAUAACAAAAGCCAAGGCCCCAAUUUCUUUACAUUAAUCAUGACAUCAGAUUCAGACAUCACUCACUCAGUCACCUCGCAUGUUGUGUGAGUGGUCGUCAGUGUGAUUGUCUUGUGUGGGUUGAGGUUGAGAAUUGUUACAUUAUUGAUUCAGUCCAUCAUGUCCAUUUCCACCAAUCUACUAGCUCAGUAGCAUUACAGAUCAAGAAAUGCCAGCAAGAUUUGAAUACAAUAUAUAAAGUGAUGAGAGACAGUUUUUCAUUGCUUUGAUUUGAACAGAAUAUGACCUCAAAUGCGAUUGACUCAUUCUUUGACUCUGAUGGAGAUAGAGAAGAACCUUUUACCUUGAAAGGAGAAUACCAUCGGGGCGUCACCCCGCCCACCCAAUUUUCAAACUCGCCCCACGACGACAAACCCGACUCUGGGAGCAGAAAAACAGGGAAAGCCUCGCCCCAUCACUCCCGAUCCUCAACUUCUGGCAAUUUCACAGGAGAAUCGGACACCAUGUCGAACAAGAGAGAUUCAUCUGGGUCAUAUCAUGACCGCUCAAGGUCGAGGUCAAGGUCACCUUCAGCUAGUUACAGAAGGUCAAGAUCAAGGACACCUGACUAUUCAGACUCGUUUGACUCGGAGGAUUCCAUGCAGGAUUCAAGAAAAGCGUCCCCGGCGAGGAAUAAAAAAUCAACUCGGAGAACCACUGCAAAUGCACCUACAAGCAGGUACAGCUCAGGGACCAGCAAGGAUAGUAGAUCAACGUAUCGGUCGUAUGGAAGCAGCUAUACAGCCAGAACAACCAAACCUAGUGUAAAGAAAGGUGCUCCAAAGAAGAAAGGUGCAGGAAGAUCACAAAGUGUGACUGGCUUACAGCAAUCUCCAAGGAGCACAGAGGUGACAAGAAGAAUGCUAUCUGCCAAAGGACACACCAUCAACAAACUAAGGAGUGACUUUGAUGAUUUGCGGCGAAAAUACGACGAUGCCAUCAGGGAAAAUAAGUUGAUGAAACAACUGCAAAGGCGCCAAGAGGCGGCCCUUGCGAAGUUUGAGGACAAAGAUGAGGAACUGCCUCAGUUGCUGCGGAGUCAUGCAGCGGAAGUGGACAAUCUCCGAGAGAGGCUGCGGAGGACACAGGACAGGGAGAAGGAUAAGGAUAGGAGAUUGAAGGACAAGAAUGAAGAGCUGAAUAGGUUGAAUGAUGAAGUGAAGAAACUUAGACACUUAGCCGAGAACAAUCACCUCCUUGACAGGGAUAAGCUGCAGAGGAAAGUUGACAAGCUUCAUGAUAACUUGGAUGAGAAGGAAAGAAGAGUAACUGAGCUUGAGAAACACAUUGAGAAUGUCAAGAAGAAUGUCAAGCAUGACAGUGAGCAGUGGAAGCAACGUGAACGGGAGUACAGAGCCAGAGUUUCCUACCUUGAAGAUGAAAAUCAAACCAUCAAAUUCCAACUCAAAGAGAAAGAAAAAGAGCUUGAAAUCAGGAACAUUUACAGUAACCGUGUGAUGAAGCCUCCCGCAAAACUCAACGCCACCUUCGACUCAUCUCCAAGGCCGCUUGCUCAGACUCGAGCCACCUCAAAUGACGACAUCAAGAACUCCAAACCAAAGCCAACCAUCAAGAGGUCAUCAUCGGCAGAGGAAAAGCGAAAGGUGGACCAUACACCAAGGGCGCCCGAACCAGAGGUGAAGCAAGAAGAAAAGAAGGUUUCCCCAAGGAAAGAGAAGAAAAAGGAGAAAGAACUCUCAGAGCAUGAAAAGAUCUUGAUGGAUCUGGAUGGCGGUUUCAAACCUGCUCCGCCCAAAGCUGGGAAGGACGACGAUGUCCUCAAAGAUUUGGACAUUGAGAUAAAGAAGAGAGAAAGGCAGGAGGAGGAAAAGAGGAGGGCAGAGGAGAGGAGGAAGAGAGAAAAGGAGGAGGAAGAAAAGAGGCGGAAAGAUGAAGAAAAAGAAAGGAGGAGACGGAUAGAGCAAGAAGAGGAGGAAAGGAAGAAGAAAGAAGAAGAAGAGCGGAAGGGUCAGCUAAGCUUCUUUUCGGGUCCUAAAAAUCCUUAUCAAUCUUCCAAGACCAAGGCAAAAACCUCUGCUUUCGAGCCUUAUUUCCCGUCAAACAAAAUAAAGAGCAAUGCCAACACCUCAAAGGCCCCGGGAUCAAACUCUUCCAAUGAAACGGGGUCGUACAAGCCUUCUUUUGCCAACUCCUCUAAGCCUCGGGUCAUAGACCCUCCCAAAGAAACUGACUCUUACAAGCCGUCAUUCUUGCCAUCGACUAGCACAUCCUCAAACAGGGAAGAAGUAGCAAAGAAGGAAUUUGGUGGGGGUGGGAGGUUGGGAAGACAAGAAGAAAAGAAGCCAUUUUGGUUGAGGACUGAUGAGAGGAAGGACAGUCCCAGAAGAACGAGGGAUAUUUCACUGGAGAGAGAAAGAAAACAGAAAGAAGAAGCACUUGUCAAAUCUUCCACUUUCAUCACCAAGGACAACCCCUCUGCUCCCAAAACGCCAAUCUUUGAUGACGCCUCAUCUGAUGAGGAAGAUAACAUUCCUUUCUUUGGCUCCAAGCCUAAGAAUGCCCCACCCUCCAAACCUAAGGGUGCCCCGCCCUCCAAGCCCAAUAAUGCUAUGGCCGCAGUCAAUAGCGUCAGAGACCUCCACAAGUACUCCAGUAAUGUUCGGCAGAAUAGCGGCAGUAGCAAGCCAGACUCAAGAGAGAGUGGCGAUAAUAAUGAGAGAAAACGAGAGGAAGAAGAUCUGGCGUCACAGAGGAAGAAGCAGAAGGAGGAGUCUGAGAGGCUUGCUGAGGAACGUAGAAAGAAGGACCUCCUCCUUGCCAAGAUGAAAGAGAUUGAUAACAAACCGGAAUCAAGGGGCAGCAAGAAAGAAUACAAAUUCACCCAGCCAAUUGAGAAUCUACACAACGGUAAGCCUUCCCAUCCAGAUCUUUUGGGAUCCCCUCAAUCAACACCAAAGAAAAAACCUGCAGCGGACUCUGACACUUCGUUUGGAGGUUACGCCCCUUCCUUCGGUCGACGUGCUGCAGCGGGGGAUAAAUCACCCAUCAAGAAAGGCGGGUUGUUUGAGGAUGAUGACGACGACAGCGACGAUAUCUUUGCAACGCCAAAACCGAAGCAGGCAGAUAAAUCCAAGGACUUGAGGUCUAAUUUUUUUUCGGACAAUAAAUCAACCACACCAAACAAAGGCAGAAAUUCUUUUGAGGGUUCCAUCUUCUCGACGUCGACAAAGGCGAAGCCGGUCGCAGACAGCACCACGUUGCCGUGGGAGAAGAAGACGCAACAGGGCAGUCUCUUCAAUCAAUCGAACAAACCAAACGGCUUGACCGUCAACGUGCCAAAGUCCAGUUUUGAUGACUUUGACGACGAUAUCGAGGAAGUAAUUUUAUGAUGAGGUCAUGAAAGAGACUAAUGCAGACAAAUUAUUGCAUCAAUCUGUCUGUAUGCAAGCGAAAACAACUCAUUUUAGUUUGUUUGCAGCAGUGCAGCAUGGUCUUUCUCUGUAAUGAUAAGAAUAAAUAUUCAGACAUCUUUUUAACAUUCCAUGCUAUUAAUUGCCUUUGCACUUUGAAAGCUUAUAUGUAGAGGCACAUACUGUAUGUUGGUCAGCCUCUCCAAAUCAUGUCCAGAAAGUAUUUUGUUUUUAAUAUUCAUGAAGAUUUGCAAUCCAAAAAGCAAAACUUUGAAGGAGAACAGUAUUGAUUAUUAGCCUGCUUCAAGUACUCUCUUUGAUUUGCUAUUAUUCCCAAUUCAAGCAGUGACAGUAUCAAUAUAUACAUAUUAAGCAAGUAAUUGGAGACGCCUACAUUUUUUAUAAAUACAUUUAUACGGGCCAUGACUGGGUUAAAUAUCUUUCCUUUAAUACUUAUAAUUAUCUAAAAUUUUUAAGAGAUUUAUUUUUCAGUACUGUGCAUGUAUGUGACAUGUGUCUGAAAAUGUUAAAAUGAGAAAAUGUGAUAAAUUUGAAUGAGGAGAUUUUUUUGAGCAGACAAGGCUGAAAUUGUAUGUGCCUAGACUCUUACUGAAAUCAUGUGUAUAAACUUUGUAGAAACCAAAAGAAGAAAAUUAUAUUGCCAUGGCUACGAAUGCAUUUGUAAAUGCUUUAUUUUGCAUUUUAUACUUGUACUUACAUGCAUAUGCUAGAGAUUUCCACUGUUACAUGUACAUCUGAUCAAGUACUUUAUUGUGAAAUCCUGUAAAGUAAUAAUAUUUAUCCAGAAAUGUUAUGUUACAUGUACAUGUGGUCUUUCUCCUUGAUGACUGCAUACUAUCAGUACGUGUAAUUCUACUCAUUAGUGAUGACAUCCGCUGCAUAAAUCAGUAUGCGCUAUAUAAAUCAGUGUAUUAUUAUUAUUCUCAAAAUUGAUGGGAAAUAUUUAAGGUUUAAUCCAAAUGAGUGUGAAUAUGGAGAUUUAAAUGGGAAUAUAUAUAGGAUAUAAAAAAAUACAUAACCUAGCAGAAUCACUCAAUUUUGAAUGUGAAAAUGGUGGAAUUACACUUUAAAAAAAUGAAAUCACAUUGUAUAUUGUGUUAUAUGAGCAUGGUAACAUCAACGUUUAUAGGAGAUAUACACAUUUAAUGGUAGAACAUCGAUAUGCUGUUCUAUUGUCAGUCUUAAAAUCAACAUUGGAAAUGAAUGGACAUGUGACUUGUAGAUGUGUGAGACUCCUAUGAGAUGAGAAUGCACUUUCAUAAUUGAAAUUCAAGUGAUAAGAGCCAUUUGGUGAGAAGCUACAUGUAAUCUAUUGCAAAGUGACUUUUGUAGACAAAAGAAAUGAAACCAAAAUGUAUUCAUGAACAUAACAUUCCAGUAACAGGAAUCACAAUGGUUUUGUUCAUGCAAUAUUCUGUGAAUGGAAUAGUGUAUGGGUAAUCUAAAAAAAAAUGUAUUCAGCUUUCUAAUAUAUCAGUACUUAAUCAUGUCAGGCGAACAUAUUGAUUUAUACGCAUUCCUGUUUUCAAUAUUAGUGUUUUCAUAUAUUUGUAGUGGAAAUCCUCCUUGUUCAAGUAUGACAUCUAACUCUACCACCACUCCUCCCACACCCCCUCCCCCCAUCCUUCCGCAGAAAAGAGAGUUGUAUGUAAUCAUUCAUUUGCCACGAACAGCAUGAACAUUUCAUUGCACAAAGGGAUGCUAUUGAAUUUUAAUCAAUGGUGACUUGAAUUCCCAGAGUUAUGAUUGUUUAAAAACCCAUUUUUGCAUCACUGCGCUUUGAUAUACAACCUAUUAGAACAAUGAUAACGGUAUUUUUUUUUACUUCACCUGAAUUCCAACUGAACACGUACUGCAAUUUCUGUGCAAUGGUCAACAUAAUCAUACCACAUCAAUCAAAUUCAUGUCUUUUGCAUCGAAAAAUCUGAGGAUAAUGGUGAUUCAAAUUUCAAAAGCAACACUGUGAUUUUCACCUUUUAUAUUCAACAAUGAUAAUUUUAAUGAUGAUUAUGAUAGUGAUAUAGGAUUCAUGUAAUAUUUUCAAGUCGUUGUGCGCAGCAUGUUAAUAUAUAAUAAUGUAUACUUGUAAUUCAUUCAACAUGAUAACCCAAACUCUCUGCCUCGAUUACAUGGCGAUUAGUUUGAAAAUGCUUCUUCUAAUGGAAGCUUAACAUAUGGCAGGAACUAUUAAAAUGCAGUAUUCACCCUAAGAAUUGUUUGAAGUUUUCAAAAGGUUCAUUACAGAAGUAAAUGAAGCAAACAGGAAUUGAUUGUUGAUAAGACUGACGUGUAUGUUUAGUGUUUUAUGGUGCCAAAUAUGUACUAAUUCACCUUGUUUGCAUGUUCAAUUUAUUUAUGCACAAUAUAAAGUGCUUCUUUUAUAUAUGGGCGUCUAUAUUUUGCAGCAUGAUUAUAUUAAGAAAAAGGAAGGAAAUUAUGUAUUCAAUUUGCAUAUCAAUUUUCAAUUGAUGUACAUGUAUCCUUAAUUUCAGGUCUAGGUGUACUAUACAGGUGUAUGUCAAAAAAUACUUGUAUUCACUAUAUUCAAUGUAUUGUGUAUUCUCAGACAAAGAUACUGCUAAAAUGAUGAUUAGGAGAUGACCAUCAAAUCAUAUUUCCCGAUAGAAUAUCCUAUAUAGUGUUGUACUGUGGAACCUUGGUAUAAAGAGAUAAAUCACAUUUUGGGGGUUGAUCUUAACUUGAGUAAUUGAGAGACUAGGGGGUGUUUCACAAAUAUUUAAGUAUGACUUAGAGUUGCACUUAAAUGUCUAGUUGUGUGCGAUAUAAAAGGUAGGACCGCAUUGGUCAGAUCAUGCCAAGAGGACGCGCACGACUGCGCAUUGAUCAAUAAGAUUGCACGUUGCAUAUCAUGUACGCAUUGGCAUUUAAGUGCGACUGUAAGUCAUUCUUAAAUCUUUGUGAAACACCCUCCAGGGUUUUUUUUUUCACAAAGUCUGAUUAUAAAUCGUGCCUACAAUUGUGUGCUGUAUAAUGCAUCACAGAAUUAGUCACAUCAUGCCCUAGCCAAGGGACAUGUGCUUACUGCCCUAGUGAGAUUCUGUGUUAAAUAAAUAACACGUGAGCAAAGGCACUUGCAAAUGAAAAUAGCUAUCUCUUUAUAUAACAUCAUCUUGGCCUCCAUAACACAAAAAUUUGCAACCAAUUGUAGAUUUCAACCGAUUCCGAUUGAUAAAAAGUACAUGUUUCACAAUGUGCACAUUCUUGUACAAGAAAGAUCUUGAUUAUUCAAUUUCCAUUUUAUAAUUGAUUGUAAACCUUUGUUACAGGGUAAACAGCUUAGAUCAAUUUCAAAUAUUGUGAAUCACUUUUAUUGAAUCACCUCCGAUACGAUGGGGGCUGAAUUAACAUUAAAUGCAUACCUAUCUUCAUCAAUGUGCGCUUAAUAUUUAAAUGUAAAGAUUCCUUUGAAAGCAAGGAAAUUUUGUGGAUCUUGUGAAACUGGGUUUGCACUAGACUAUUUAUUCUCACUACAUAUAACUGAUGUAAAAUAUCUGUGUUGUGCCACUCUGUAUAUAGAUGUAUCAUAGUAUUUAUUUCAGCCUCUGUCAGCUGUUCAAGUAAAAAGAUGUAAAAUAUUCAUAUUUCAGAUUCAUGUCUGUAUAGAAUUUUGAUAUGCAAAGCUUUCUCUGUUCUGUCUGUUUAGUGUGGUUGCCUUAUCACAGAAUUGGGCCUAAUCCUUUAAUGUAGAGAUGUUAUUUGGAAUAUAUUUCAUAUAAUAUUAUACAAAUCAUGGUGUGAUUAAAAGACAAAGCAAGAAUAGUGAA